Funneliformis mosseae is the source of this 1128-nucleotide messenger RNA. The record is from the annotation of a GenBank genome assembly. NCBI's taxonomy places the organism in Eukaryota, Fungi, Glomeromycota, Glomeromycetes, Glomerales, Glomeraceae.
AUGGCAGAAGUUAGAAAAAAAUUACGUAAGAGAGUUCGAGUCCCUGAAACAAUUCAGGAAAUUCCAAAAAAGACUAAUAAAAUCAACAAGUCUACCGACGCUGAUGAACAUACCGCCAAAAAAAUAAAAGAAGAAGCCAAACCAUAUACGCGUGGAGUAUCAUUAACUCUCGAUUUAACAGAUAUGAUAAAUAAUCCACUUUACAGUGAUAUUAUUAUUACAUGUAAAGAUGGAGAAGAAUUGAAUGCUUGUAAAUUACUUUUAUCCGCCCGUUCGGAAUAUUUUAACAAAUUAUUCUCCUCAACUCAACAAAAAGCGAAAGAAUCGUCAUCUUUUCAUAUAACGAACAAAAUUGAUCUACCAGAAUUACCUUCUUCAGCUGUCAAAGUUGUAUUAGAAUAUCUUUAUACUGGAAAUGUGUCUGACGAAACAUUAACAAUUGACAUCUUAUCAGACGCGUAUAAUGGUGCUACAGUCUUCUCACUUUCGAAUUUGAAAGAAAUAAUUGUUCAAUUUAUGAAAACAUACAUGAAACAUCGUCAUAACGUUGGUAGUAGUAAUCAAAUAGCAAAAAUUCUAUCAGAAGUCUCGGAUAAUUCUAUUAUCACAUCUUCAUCUGAUGAAAAUCAACUUAUCGAUGAAAUUUGUAGAUUUUUAAUGUCAAAAUCUCUUUAUAACAUAGAAUAUCAAAAUUUAUCUUCAAAAGCUUUGGAAUUUCUUCUUUAUCACACUUUAAAUAUGAAGGAAGGGAAUUUUGUUACUCCUGAAUAUGACGUAUUUAAAUAUUGUAUAUUGUGGGCCGUAAAUCAAAUUUCAAAGGAUGAUGUUCUCAAUUUUUGGUUACUUAUACCAAAUAAUGAAGAUUUUAAAGCACAGGAAUCUUUGAGUAAAGAAUGGAAUCCGAUUGAUUCAAAUAACGCCUUAUUAAAACAACAUAGGAGUGCAAUUUCUUCGAUAUUGAAAUCUAUUCUAAAAUAUAUUGAUUUCCGUCUUAUUCAUCCUAAUAUAUUAGCCAAUGUGAUUGAACCUUUGGAAAUUGUUAAUCCUUCAAUUCUUAUAGCCGCUUAUCGAUACCAGGCUCAAUUGAAUGAUGGUUUUGUUCAAACGAGGCGAGGUAUCCAAGGGUAA